AUCCUCCAAGUGAUGACAACGAGGAGUCUCCGGGUGAUGUAUCGCAUUUUGAUGCGUUUGAGCUCUUGUCUGAGGAUGAUGUUAGAAAGCUUGUUGUGGACUCACACAAAAAAUCCUGUUACCUUGAUCCAGUGCCAACUGAUUUCUUGGUGAAAUGUCUGGAUGUGUUACUUCCUGUGAUUACAAAAAUAAUCAAUAUUUCACUUGAAACUGG
Paramuricea clavata is the source of this 214-nucleotide messenger RNA. The record is from the annotation of a GenBank genome assembly. NCBI's taxonomy places the organism in Eukaryota, Metazoa, Cnidaria, Anthozoa, Malacalcyonacea, Plexauridae.